AUGAUUCAACAUGUCCAGGCAUGGGUCAAUCUUGAAUCAAAAAUAAAGCAUCAUGGCCAACAAGCAAAUCCGUUUCCUGCUCUCGAGCAUAUCCGAAACAAUAUCGGAACCCUUACUGAUGAACAGCUCCAGCUUGGGUUACUGGAUGCAUUUGCUCGAGCUCGCGACGUACAUACUGCCAUGACAUUAGCUGGUCCGUAUAGUUGUUUUUUCGUUACCAUAGGAGUUUAUUUCCAAUUUAUUGAUGGUCCAGGCAAUAUGAUCAAAAACCCAACAAUCGUCGUCAGUAAACUCGUCAAUCGUGGAAUAUCUGACUUACUACGUGAUAACGCCUAUAAUCGAAUCGAUGUUGGGGAUCAACUUCUUAGCAUUAACGACCUCACUUUUUACAAAUGGAAAAAAAAGCAUCAAAAUGCCAUUGGUGGAUCCACCGAGUCUCAUA
This is a messenger RNA of Batrachochytrium dendrobatidis JAM81, 442 nucleotides long. RefSeq lists its product as uncharacterized. The record is from RefSeq and is a predicted model, not a curated record. Gene Ontology annotation, molecular function: endopeptidase activity. The transcript has a single exon. Lineage: Eukaryota; Fungi; Chytridiomycota; Chytridiomycetes; Rhizophydiales. The annotation marks the transcript as partial.